ACCGUUGCGUCAUUGUUAUUGUCACAGCUGAGUGGAGACAAUUUAGUACCACUACAAUACGUUCAAAAAUUUCCUCCCAAGUUGAUCCUAAAGUUCACACAACACGAUGUCGCUUCAAAAUGAGGUUUCAUCCGAAGAGAGUUUGCAAGGUUCCUGGGUCGAGCUAGACUUCAGCAGCAAUGGCUCUCAGGGUGAGGGUCCUCAUGAAAGCCAGGAACAGAUUCCUGCAGCCAGUCUGGAGGGUGACGUGGAGAAGAUGCUGCUAGAUGCACAGCACGAGUCGGCCAGAAACAGCUCUAAAGGAAGCUCCCAAUGCAACAGCCCACUCAGAGGACAGACCCCACUUCUGUGGAAAGGCUCAGAGGGAAACAGCUCACAGUCAGAUGAAGACUUCCAAGAAAGAAGACGGGAAGUAGAGAACCUGAUGAAGAAAAAUGCUGAUUGGGUCUGGGAAUGCUCAAGUCGACCUGAGAAUAACCCACCAAAGGAGUUCCUGCUGAAGCAUCCCAAGCGCACAGCCUCCCUCAGUAUCAGGAACACUAGCGUCAUGAAGAAGGGAGGCAUUCUCUCACCUGACUUCCUCAAGCUUUUCCUUCCCUCGUUAAUCAUUUCUCACAUACUUGCUGUUGGCCUGGGAAUAUACAUUGGAAAGCGUCUGACCUCACACAACACCUACUGAGUAACAUGAUGGUGUGCUGCAUGAGAUGUGACUCGUGCAGCUGAGCAUGCCUUAAAAUGGGACCCUCUGAAGAUCAAGGGAGAAGUGGCUAUGUGAUACUCCAUUCUGGCUAACCGCCCACAGUACCCUACUCGAGGAUAAAGAAUCAAGGAUCGCUCAUUGUUUUCUCACUUCCAUGGGGUAUACAUGUGUCUAUACACAACAAUGACUGGUCCACCAUUUAUUGCUCUAAUCCUCACCCUGGCCUGGUGAUGAUUGUUCUGCUGCUUCCUGCUGCUUAAAUUGGCACGUAUGGGAACUGGCUUGUAAUGUCUUGUUCCUUAUAGAAUGAAAAAUCAAUGUGGUGAUUAAGUGAUAAGCUGACAUUUUGAUUCUCUUGUUUUGCAUGUAAGUUGUUGAGAGAAAACACAUUAUUCUGGCUUAUGGUCUGAUUUUUUUUUUUAAACUACUAAGGGAUCAUUAGUCUCAUUUUUAGAGUGGUUGCCUCCACAAAUAUUUCAUUUUGUGCAAACGUAAAAUGCAACAGGAAUACUGACAUAUAUAUAAAAGUGAAUUACAGUGAAUGACAUUAUUGUUAUGGUUCAUUAAUUUCUGUUUGUUUGAGACCAAAUAAAAUAAAAUUAAAGUA
Molecule: messenger RNA, 1307 nt
Organism: Lampris incognitus (smalleye Pacific opah)
Lineage: Eukaryota; Metazoa; Chordata; Actinopteri; Lampriformes; Lampridae
Product: BCL2/adenovirus E1B 19 kDa protein-interacting protein 3-like
Exons: 6
Coding region: 107-679 (190 amino acids)
Biological process (GO): mitochondrial outer membrane permeabilization; positive regulation of apoptotic process
Cellular component (GO): mitochondrial outer membrane; mitochondrial envelope; nucleus
Source: RefSeq, a predicted model, not a curated record